CAGAGAAGCACACUCUCUCCCUACUGCUCCAGAAUGGCUCCUACCUGCACCAGAGACUCUGACACCUCCAUGCUCUCCACCAAAGACAAACAUAAAUUAAGGAAACCAGCCGUGGAGAAAAUGCGCCGAGAUCGCAUCAAUAUCUGUAUAGAGCAGCUCAAGGCACUGCUGGAGAAGGAGUUCCACAAGCAGGACCCCAACGCCAAGCUGGAGAAGGCUGACAUCCUGGAGAUGACGGUGGUGUUCCUGAAGCAGCAGCUGCAGUUCAGGAGCAUGGCCCCUCUGAGGGCCCACGGUCAGGGUUACUCCCAGUGCUGGAGAGAGGCGCUGCACUUCCUGUCUGCCAGCUCCACCAAGGAUGCCACGCUCCAACACCUCCAGCACCUCCAUGGUGCCCAGAGAGUUUCCCUGGACAGCUGUCCCUCAUCUCCCCUCUCCUCCCAGCUCCACAGCCAGGGCCCAGUCAAGCAGGCCACCAGCACCCACAAACCAGUGUGGAGGCCCUGGUAGAGCCCCUGUACAGACUCUGUACCUGGAGGACUGUCCACCAUCCUGAGUAGGAAACGUGUUUCCAAAUGUUUUACUGGAUGUUCUACGUUUCUUGAUAGAAAUGAACUCCACUGAUGUUACUCUCUCAGAGAAAAAGCUGAAAACAGUUUUACAGUACUUCGUUAUGAAGUAGAUGUUUUCUAUAUACUUUGAUGAGUGAUGAAUGCAGUGUGUGCUUUUAUGAAGCACUAUUGUGUUGUUUUACCCUUUCAUUUUCUGAGAAAAUGUUGUGUAAAGAUGUUAUCUUUAUUUACUGAUGGUUGCUUUGCCAACUGAAACUUUUCUUUAACUUCUGUUUUUUAUGUUCCUAUUGAGGAAUAUUGAUUCUAAGAUAUGAAUGUCCUUUUUGUAAAGGCUUUGUGAAUCCUUUUGUAAAGGAUAUUGAUAUCAUUACAUGAAAGAUGUUAUCUAAUCUGAUGGUUGCUUGGCCAACUGAAACCUGAAAACCUUCCUAUUGAAGGAGUCCAAGAUUUUGUAUAUGCCUUUUGUAAAGGCUUUUUGGAUAGAUUUGUAAAGGCUUUGUUAUCCUUUUGUAAAAUAUGUUUUUUUUCCCAGUCUUUUGUAAAGACUAUAUACUUUGUUUUAGGAUAUUGCUUUUGAGAAGUGAAUAUGCCUUUUAGAAAGUCUAGAUGGAACAAUAGUCUUCUUAUGUGAAGACUAUAUACUUUGUUUUAGGAUAUUGUUUUUAGAAGUGAAUAUGCCUUUUAGAAAGUCUAUAUGUAACAAUGGUCUUCUUUUGUGAAAACUAUAUAUUUUGUUUUAGGAUAUUCUUUUUGAGAAGUUGAUAUGCCUUUUAGAAAGUCUAGAUGGAAUAAUAUGUCCCAACCUGUCUCAUUUUUCUAUUACAAUUCACUGUUGACACUGUGUGUCUUUGAAAAUUAUCAACUUUGACAUGAGUGACAGCAGCUUCAUAGAGGACUGCUUAAUUUCUU
Messenger RNA from Osmerus eperlanus (European smelt), 1481 nucleotides. It is a transcript of the gene her15.1, whose product is annotated as hairy and enhancer of split-related 15, tandem duplicate 1. Gene Ontology annotation, molecular function: DNA-binding transcription factor activity, RNA polymerase II-specific; protein dimerization activity; RNA polymerase II cis-regulatory region sequence-specific DNA binding. Gene Ontology annotation, cellular component: nucleus. Gene Ontology annotation, biological process: regulation of neurogenesis; anterior/posterior pattern specification; regulation of transcription by RNA polymerase II. The transcript is spliced from 2 exons. The coding region runs from base 34 to 510 and encodes 158 amino acids. NCBI's taxonomy places the organism in Eukaryota, Metazoa, Chordata, Actinopteri, Osmeriformes, Osmeridae. The record is from RefSeq and is a predicted model, not a curated record.